Cyclocybe aegerita is the source of this 486-nucleotide messenger RNA. Lineage: Eukaryota; Fungi; Basidiomycota; Agaricomycetes; Agaricales; Hemipholiotaceae. The record is from the annotation of a GenBank genome assembly.
AUGUCGCGCCCCACUAACGCCCCGCCGAUUGGACCAAAGUUCUCAAUCAAAGUGCCUCCUGGCUGGCUGGUAAUCGCCACUGCUAUUUCGCGCAAGAAGUACAUGCAAGGCGUUGAGGUCGGCUUCGACAUUAUCCAGCCAGAGUCGCGCAUCUUUGGCAGCAAAGUCGGCACCGCCAACGACCUCAUGCGAGUUACUCUCGACCAGGCGUCGUCUCUGCCGUUCAAGGACCAGGAGGACGAGUAUCAGUUGGACAUCACCUUCUAUUUCUCCUCCGGAUCGGUCAACGAUGCAGAGGUCCUCGUAGACAACAACGCAAGAAGUAACAAGAUACACGUUGUCAAGACAGAGAAGCAACCCGGGUCGUUCGUGGGACCAGACAGUGUUACUUUCAUUGUCUUCGUUGAAGAUACUCCUACUCAAGAGGCUGGGACCGGGCAAUUCGAUGACGGCGUCGCCAUGUUCCAUCUUGUCAAGAACUCUUAG